UACGGAAUACGUAUUUGUAUAUAGACUUCCCCCGACCCAGCUAGCUCACACACUUACUUACUUUCUUCGACUCCUUGGAAUUCUCCCUUUCUUCUCCAUAUAACCCCAAGCCCAAAGUACAGCCAAAGCCGACAAAAUGGACCCCUCCCUCGUGAAAAUCCCCGCCAUGAAAGAUCUCACGAUCGACAACAUCACCGAGAACGUGAUCCGCAUCAACUCGCUGUGCCCGGACGAGCGCAUGAAAUACAUCCUGGAGCGACUGGUCACCCACCUGCACGACUUCGCGCGGGAGACGCGCCUGAGCACGGAGGAAUGGAUGACGGGGCUGCGCUUCCUGACCGAGGUGGGCAAGAUCUGUACGGAUGUGCGGCAGGAAUUCAUCCUCCUCUCCGACAUCCUCGGCCUGUCGUUACUGGUGGACAGCAUCGACCACCCCAAACCCGCCGGCAGCACCGAGGGCACCGUCCUGGGCCCCUUCCACACCCACGAAGCCGAGGAGCUGGCCCCCGGCGCCGCCAUGUCCCACGACCCCAACGGCCAGCCCCUGCUGGUGGUCUGCACCAUCAAAGACACGGCCGGCCACCCGGUCUCCGACGCGAAGAUCGACAUCUGGGAGACCGACAGCACCGGCCACUACGACGUGCAGUACCCGGACCACGACGGCCCGGACGGCCGCUGCAUCAUGCGCAGCGACGCCGACGGCGUCUUCUGGUUCCAUGCCAUCACCCCCGUGCCGUACCCGAUCCCGCAUGACGGGCCCGUCGGCAAACUCCUGAAGCUGCUGGGUCGCCAUCCGUACCGCCCGAGUCAUAUGCAUUUUAUGUUUGAGAAGGAGGGGUUCGAUCAUUUGAUUACCGCCCUCUACCUCCGCAACGACCCCUACGAAACCUCCGACGCCGUCUUCGGCGUCAAGGACUCGCUCGUCGUCGACAUCGGCACCGCCGGCCCCGAGCUCGCCGCCAAGUACAACGUCCCCGAGGACCACGCCUGCCUUACCUACGACUUUGUGCUCGUCUCCGACGAGGAGACUAGUGCGUUGCGUGCACGGAACUCCAAGGAGGCGCUGGAUCGGUUGGGGCGGAAGGUCCGCAUUGUGAAUGGGUUGCCGGUGCCGGAUUUGGAUUGAUUUCUUUAUUCUAUUUUCCAGGGGCGGUGGGGAGGGGGUUUAGGGUUGAGAUUGGGUUCGGUUGGAUUUAUGUAUAUACCUUAUAUUAGUUACGGGAUUUAAGUCUUGGUUGUGCUUUACGCAACUGGGGUGCUGGUUGGAUUGGUUAGCACUGUGGCUUGCGGUGAUGGUAGUGUCCAAACUAAGAUCAAAUGGUAAUC
Messenger RNA from Aspergillus brunneoviolaceus CBS 621.78, 1326 nucleotides. RefSeq names its product intradiol ring-cleavage dioxygenase. The record is from RefSeq and is a predicted model, not a curated record. Gene Ontology annotation, biological process: catechol-containing compound metabolic process. Bases 137 to 1126 code for a protein of 329 amino acids. Lineage: Eukaryota; Fungi; Ascomycota; Eurotiomycetes; Eurotiales; Aspergillaceae. Gene Ontology annotation, molecular function: catechol 1,2-dioxygenase activity; ferric iron binding. The transcript is spliced from 3 exons.